Lasiosphaeria miniovina is the source of this 1170-nucleotide messenger RNA. RefSeq lists its product as uncharacterized. Lineage: Eukaryota; Fungi; Ascomycota; Sordariomycetes; Sordariales; Lasiosphaeriaceae. The record is from RefSeq and is a predicted model, not a curated record. The transcript is spliced from 2 exons. The coding region runs from base 170 to 772 and encodes 200 amino acids.
CCGGGAUCCGCAGCUCCUCUGUCAGACCUUUCGCCUGACUGCCAUUUGGCGAUCGCCAGUUUCACGGCUGACUGCAGGCAUCUGCAAGGUUUGGCAACCCAAUAAUUGCACGAAGCCGCUAUGGCUAUUGCCAAAUUAGUCGUUUUUGCUUCUUUGCCCGGCUCCGAGAAUGUCGUCCGAACGUCCCCUGGGCUUGAUCUUUUGGUGCCACUUGAUGCCAUGCCAAUAUGCCAUUGCCACUGCCCAAGACAAUACCAAGCCCGAUGAUUAUCUUGGUCCGAGACCACAACCAAUGCCUGCACGCCUUGUCAGGAAGGGGCCGUCGUUGCGGGCCCAGGGUGUGCACACCAAAAGCUUAAAUCCAUCGUCAUCGAGAUACCCGACGGGUUGCAGCCCUCCCUGGGCGGGUACGGGCAAGGGCGGUGGACUUCGGUUGGCUAGCCGCCGAUCAGAUGCCGACCCCCAGCAGACUCUCUGGUCGUGCGUGGCUGGUGGGUGGCCGCAAGUGCGGUCGGAAUUGAGUUCAACACUAAGGCUCGUUCGGGGAGAAGCGUGGGAUGGGAAACGUCUAGUUUGGAACCAUGGUUCGCUUCAAGCUCCCCCACCCAUUGAAUGGGUAAGACAAACUCGCUCAGAUCAAGUUCGACGACCGGAGGAGCAGUUCGACGGAUACGGAUCGCGGGGUACGUAUGUUGUGUUUGGACUUUUGUGCAACUCACGACAAGCCCCGAGAAUGUUGUGGUCUGUGGGCGACGGCGACACGCGGCCCUGAGGACGACGCCCGCGACGGACGAAAAGCACAGUGGGGGUUCAAUGAGUUCAGCUGGUUGGGCCACUGAGUAUCUCUCUUUCAGCCUCAUGUUGCUGAAUUCGGCCACUGUACCGACAAAUUUAUCGGCAACGUGCAUGCCACAUGCAUGUCCGCACAGAAAUCGGGUUCUUCUGCCAGUGCCAACUCCUUUAAGUUUGCUUUGGAAAUUGAAGUCCAUUCGCGCCACGACUGCCGCCCGUGCUUGCUUAUCUCUCCAUGCGAGAGUGAUGAUCCGCGCCUGCCCUCGUGGACCAAGGCACCCCUUUUCUAGGGAAGGAACGGCCAAGAAAUCACGCUGCGACUUCCGUCAGACUGACUUCAAGUGCGCCCACACCUGCGUGCUGCAGCUACCCUACCUU